This is a messenger RNA of Populus trichocarpa (black cottonwood), 3500 nucleotides long. Its product is annotated as pentatricopeptide repeat-containing protein At3g22690. The record is from RefSeq and is a predicted model, not a curated record. The coding region runs from base 72 to 2609 and encodes 845 amino acids. The transcript has a single exon. NCBI's taxonomy places the organism in Eukaryota, Viridiplantae, Streptophyta, Magnoliopsida, Malpighiales, Salicaceae. Gene Ontology annotation, biological process: RNA modification. Gene Ontology annotation, molecular function: RNA binding; zinc ion binding; protein binding.
UAACCGCUAGCAAUUUUAAAAUUUCAGCUAAUCUAGUGAGCACUUCAGCUGCAACACAGAGUCCAGACCAAAUGGCUGCAACACUUCAUCUCUCUACUCUAAUUCCUGCUACCCCAACCUCCGUAGCUCUACCCAACCAAAAUGAACUAAAAAUUUUGACCAAGCACCGCUCUUCUCCAACUGGGUCUUUCAAAAAAUGCAAAACGAUGACAGAACUCAAACAACUACACUCUCAAAUCACUAAAAACGGCCUAAAUCACCACCCUUUAUCUCUAACCAACCUUAUAUCCUCUUGCACUGAAAUGGGCACUUUUGAAAGUUUAGAAUACGCGCAAAAGGCAUUAGAGCUCUUCAUAGAAGAUAAUGGAAUAAUGGGUACUCAUUAUAUGUUUAGUUCUUUGAUUAGAGGUUUCUCUGCAUGUGGACUUGGUUAUAAAGCCAUUGUAGUCUUUCGUCAACUGAUGUGCAUGGGUGCUGUCCCUGAUAAUUUCACAUUUCCCUUCGUGCUAAGCGCGUGCACGAAGAGUGCUGCGCUUACUGAGGGGUUUCAAGUCCAUGGAGCAAUCGUUAAAAUGGGUUUUGAGAGAGAUAUGUUUGUAGAGAAUUCUUUGAUACAUUUCUAUGGCGAGUGUGGAGAGAUUGAUUGUAUGAGAAGGGUGUUUGAUAAAAUGUCUGAGAGAAAUGUUGUGUCAUGGACUAGCUUGAUUGGUGGCUAUGCUAAGAGGGGCUGUUAUAAAGAGGCUGUUUCUUUGUUUUUUGAGAUGGUAGAGGUGGGUAUUAGACCCAAUUCAGUUACGAUGGUAGGAGUGAUUUCAGCUUGUGCAAAGUUGCAGGAUCUCCAGUUGGGAGAGCAGGUGUGUACUUGUAUUGGUGAGUUAGAGUUGGAGGUUAAUGCACUGAUGGUUAAUGCACUUGUUGACAUGUACAUGAAAUGUGGAGCUAUAGAUAAGGCAAGAAAGAUUUUUGACGAGUGUGUUGAUAAAAAUUUGGUCUUGUACAACACAAUCAUGUCAAAUUAUGUGCGCCAAGGGCUGGCAAGAGAAGUUCUUGCUGUAUUGGGUGAAAUGUUGAAACACGGUCCACGACCUGAUAGGAUUACAAUGUUGUCUGCAGUCUCAGCAUGUUCAGAGUUGGAUGAUGUUUCUUGUGGAAAAUGGUGCCAUGGUUAUGUUUUGAGGAAUGGAUUAGAAGGUUGGGACAAUGUUUGCAAUGCCAUCAUUAACAUGUACAUGAAGUGUGGCAAACAAGAAAUGGCUUGUAGAGUCUUUGAUCGCAUGUUGAACAAGACUCGGGUGUCAUGGAACUCACUGAUUGCAGGUUUUGUUAGAAAUGGUGACAUGGAGUCCGCUUGGAAAAUUUUCAGUGCGAUGCCAGACAGUGAUCUUGUCUCUUGGAACACAAUGAUCGGGGCUUUGGUACAAGAGAGCAUGUUCAAGGAAGCGAUAGAACUUUUUCGGGUAAUGCAGAGCGAGGGAAUAACGGCAGACAAGGUGACAAUGGUGGGUGUUGCAUCGGCCUGUGGGUAUCUAGGAGCUCUGGACCUUGCAAAGUGGAUCCAUGGUUAUAUUAAGAAGAAAGAUAUUCACUUUGAUAUGCACCUUGGCACAGCCUUGGUUGAUAUGUUUGCUAGAUGUGGUGACCCUCAGAGUGCAAUGCAAGUUUUCAACAAGAUGGUGAAAAGAGAUGUUUCAGCCUGGACUGCUGCCAUUGGUGCAAUGGCCAUGGAGGGAAAUGGAACUGGGGCUAUUGAGCUUUUUGAUGAGAUGCUGCAGCAAGGGAUCAAACCAGAUGGAGUGGUUUUUGUGGCACUCCUGACUGCAUUGAGCCAUGGUGGGUUGGUAGAACAGGGUUGGCAUAUUUUCAGGUCCAUGAAGGAUAUCUAUGGCAUAGCUCCCCAAGCUGUCCAUUAUGGGUGCAUGGUUGAUUUGCUUGGCCGAGCUGGGUUACUGAGCGAAGCUCUUAGUCUCAUAAAUAGUAUGCAAAUGGAGCCUAAUGAUGUGAUCUGGGGAUCGCUUUUAGCUGCUUGCCGGGUGCACAAAAAUGUAGACAUCGCAGCUUAUGCAGCUGAAAGGAUAAGCGAAUUGGAUCCUGAGAGGACUGGGAUUCAUGUGCUUCUGUCAAACAUAUAUGCCUCUGCAGGAAGAUGGGAUGAUGUUGCAAAGGUUAGGCUACACCUAAAGGAGAAAGGAGCCCAUAAAAUGCCUGGAUCAAGCUCAAUCGAGAUCAAUGGCAAAAUUUUUGAGUUCACGACUGGUGAUGAAUCACACCCAGAAAUGACCCACAUUGAACCUAUGUUGAAAGAGAUUUGCUGUAGGCUAAGAGACAUUGGCUAUGUUCCUGAUCUUACGAAUGUUCUGCUUGAUGUUAAUGAGAAGGAAAAGGAGUACCUGCUCAGUCGACACAGUGAAAAAUUGGCAAUAGCUUUUGCACUUAUCAGUACAGGUCAAGGAAUGCCAAUUCGUGUUGCAAAGAAUCUCCGAAUAUGCUCUGAUUGCCACUCAUUUGCCAAACUAGUAUCAAAAUCAUACAGCCGAGAAAUCAUUGUUCGGGAUAACAACCGUUUCCACUUUUUCCAGCAAGGUUUCUGUUCUUGUGGUGAUUAUUGGUGAUUGAAAUGUAAAUGUUAUACCCAGUGGCUACAUGUUAGAGAUGCCGGUGAGCAACAAAAACCCAAGUUCUUUGUUUAUUACAGAUUAAACUAGAAUUUCCAGUUUGGAAACAGCAUGUCCCAGCAAUUUCCAACCUUCAAUCCGCAAGAACAUUAUUUGGAAUCAUGAACAAGGGUUGAGAAAAAAUGCUGAACAUGGCUAUUAAUGCAAGAGACAAUUGUACAGAAGAAAAGAGAUAAUUAAUGAAUACCAUAAGAUAAGUUUCUGUUCCAUUGUAGAUGCUGGUUAUACAGUUCUAAGCUCUUACCCAAGACAUAAAGGAACGUCCCACAGAAUCAGCCCAAACCCGAGACGUGCUUCAUAACUGUCGAAAAAUGGAGUCUACAAAAGCAUGGUGCAUUGGGUCAGAUUCCCAGAGUUUAGGUUGAUGCGCGCCUGUGAACUUCCUCAACAAGCCAGAUGGUGGCUUCAGCUUUACAAGGAUGAUUCAUGAUAUCCAAAGGCUUGUGCUUGUCUCCAUUGCCAAUUCGCUGUUGAUCCCACUGUUGAUCAAUUGUAACAUCAUUGGGUAACCGUUGGCUCAACAUUAAUCUCUAUAUCAGCAUCUGAGAAAGAAGAUUCAUCCGAUGAUAUAACAUCAACUGGGUCAGCCUACGGUAUUGUCCUCUUCAUGUCUACACACAAUGAAACCCUGCAAAGAGCCAGCUCACAAUGUAAACAAGAGUCCUCAAACACACCGAAAAUUGAACCCCAUUUGACACAACACAAACAAGUUGAGGUGCAUUACCCUUUUCCCCUUUCUGGAGGGAUGAAGAUGGAUAUGUAAUUUGCUGGAGGGAUGAAGAUGGAUAUGUAAUUUGCUGGAGAGCUUUAAAUUUCUUAUUUUUCUAA